AGGGCUGUAUUAUUGUUUUCGUCUCUAAAUAACCAUUUUAUUUUUUUAUUUUUUAAUCUUAUAACAUUGUCGUGAAGUAUUCGCGUAAAACCUCUCAACUUCUGACGUGUUGAAGUUGAGUUUGAAAGUAGUUUAUAAAGGCUGGUCCUUUUUUAUUUUUGAAAUCUCGGUUCGAGGGCAGUUUGUGUUUUUAUCCGUUGGUGAGGUAUAAAUGCUCUUUACCAGGAUGGACCUGUUGAACUAUCCCUACUUGGACAAAAUGAACAACAACAUUGGCAUAUUAUGCUACGACGGCGAGGCGGCGCUGCGGGGCGAGUCCCGAAUGCAGGCCAUGUCCUCUGCGGUCAUCAACCACAGGACGGCUCCUCCCCCCAUCAGCCCCAGCAAGAGGAAACACAGCGGUGAACUCUCCGACGACUCCAUUGACCCUAACGAGCACGUAGCCAAGAUGAGCCGGCUGUUCGCCACGCACCUAGGUAAACCGCUGAGCGGCGAUUACCGCCGGGAGCCCCGCGAGCGCAGUCGCAGCCCCAUCGAGUGCCUGCACCCCGUCCAUCUCUACUCACACAUGCCCAGCCUGAUCAUGGAGCAGCCGCUCGCGCUCACCAAGAACAGCACCAGGAUCCCCGUCUCACCCAGCGUCAGCCCCAUCGAGCGCCAGCAGAAUCGUCCCUCGGUGAUCACGUGCGCCCCCGCAAGCAACCGAAACUGUAACCUGUCUCUCUGCACGGUGUCUCACAACGGCUGCUCGCCUUCCAACUACAGGAGAGCCUCGAACUCAAACGUGAUCUGUGACCCCGGGAUCGAGGAGCAUUUCCGACGCAGCCUGGGCAAAAACUACAAAGAGCCCGAUCCGGUCACCAACUCGGUGUCCAUCACAGGAUCGGUGGACGAUCACUUCGUCAAAGCUCUGGGAGAAACCUGGCUCCAGAUCAAAGCGAAAGGAGGAUCAACCAGCAGCCCCGACUCCUCCCCGAACAGUCACAUGGGCAACAUGAACCACUCGCCGUCUCUCGUCUCCUGAGACGCUCGGACCCGGCUCCCGCUCUCUCUCUCUCUCCUCACUCUCACUCUCACCAGCACCAGUACCCAGCCAAACGUUCUGAACAUUAGCAAAGUUUCACUCUCAUUCCCACUCAGUUAGUAACCAGGAUGCGUUUAGUUCGUUUAGUUUAAGAGAGAGCCGCCGAGCGUCAGCUAGCGUCCUGCCUCACGUACCAAAGAACCUCGGAUGCAAACCGUUCUGAUAAAAAACCAUUAACACGCCCUGCUAACCCUCUCACGCCACAGCUUCUACCCUCAACGUCCU
Messenger RNA from Trichomycterus rosablanca, 1309 nucleotides. RefSeq names its product vestigial-like family member 4b (gene vgll4b). Bases 212 to 1024 code for a protein of 270 amino acids. The transcript has 5 exons. The record is from RefSeq and is a predicted model, not a curated record. Gene Ontology annotation, biological process: negative regulation of DNA-templated transcription. Gene Ontology annotation, molecular function: transcription coactivator binding. NCBI's taxonomy places the organism in Eukaryota, Metazoa, Chordata, Actinopteri, Siluriformes, Trichomycteridae.